Megalops cyprinoides (Indo-Pacific tarpon) is the source of this 1471-nucleotide messenger RNA. Its product is annotated as N-myc-interactor-like. NCBI's taxonomy places the organism in Eukaryota, Metazoa, Chordata, Actinopteri, Elopiformes, Megalopidae. The coding region runs from base 94 to 1245 and encodes 383 amino acids. The transcript is spliced from 10 exons. Gene Ontology annotation, cellular component: cytoplasm. The record is from RefSeq and is a predicted model, not a curated record.
AAGAAACAAAUGACGAGUAGGAGAAAACUUUGAACUUGGAAAAGUGUUAAAAGUAGCAGUGCUCCAAAAUACUCAACUAUAGAUUGAUUCACUAUGGCUUCAACUGGAGAUGCCUUAUCCCGUGAGGUGCUACACAACGGCAGUUUGUCUCUAGAGGAACAGAAGCAGUUUACCGAGGCCUUGGAAGAACUAAAACAAUGGAAGACGAAGGUUGAAAAAGCGGACCAAGAGAAAUCCAGGCUGCUCCUGGAGAAACUAGACUCAGAAGAGACUAAGAGAAAAGCCCAGAAAGAGACUCUAGAUCUUAUGGAACUUCAGAAAAAGAGAAUGGAUGCUUCACAGAAAAUGAAGGAAGGACUAGAGGACAAAAUCUUGGAUCUUGAGAAACACAACAGGGCCCUAGAGGACCAGUUAAAGGAAUAUGAAAAGAUACUUGAAAACAAAAAGGCAGAGUAUGCCUCUCUCCAGAAGAAGUUCAAGAUUAAUGCAGACAUCCCUGUGAAGAAAGUGGUGUUCACUGGAGUGGAGAAGAAGGAGAGUAGAGAGAACUGUCAGAACACUGAGUGCAUGUUCACCAUUACCCAAAGGCCCUUAAUUCCCCUUAAGGGUGGCCAGGCCCUCAUCACCUUUGAGGAAGAGGAAGUGGCAGGAAAAAUCCUAAAGCAGGCCAAGUGCCCAGUGACAAUUGAAAACAAGAGGAUGGAUGUGAAGCCCUCUUGUGUAUCACUGGAGCCCACAGUGAAAUUUGAGGUGCACCUCAAUGUCUCUAAGAGGAAGAUCCAGUUCUCCAAUGCCCCACCAGUUCUGCCCGAGGAGCGCAUGAGGGACCGCCUGGAAGCGAGCUUCUCCAAGCCCAGCCAAGGAGGAGGGGAGGUGGAAGAAGUGGUCUACAACAAGGAUACAGGGACGGGACAAAUUGUCUUUCUCAACACUGGAGUUGCAGAGAAUUUGGCCCUCAAGAAGAAAUAUAAUGUAGAUGCCAGUCGUGAGGUUGUCAUCAGUAUCUAUCCAUAUUUUGAAUACCAGCUAAAAAAGUUUCAGACUUUCUGCGGGGUGUCUAAGCGGACUGUGUUGCUGAGUGGCAUCGAAGAUAUCCAAGAGGAGGAAGACCAGCAGGACCUCCUGGAGAUCCACUUCCAGAAACCCAGCAGCCAUGGAGGAGAGGUGGAGAACAUCAAGUAUCUAUCCAGGGGGAAGAAUGCUGAGGCCAUCUUCACUGAAGAUACCACAGAGCCUGAGACCUAGAGUGAAUGACUCUGGCUCUGGCUGCAUUAUGGUGGAACAUAACACUUAUAGUAACCAUUGAGUUUAAUAUCAGCGCUUCCAUUGAUCUGAAAGGUGCUCUCACAGAUUUGAUUCAUGAUGCACUUCAUCACGAAAAGGCAACACGCUCAUACAAGCAUCAAAAGGUUUAACUCUUAUUCUGUUACAUGUUCUUAUAUAUAUAGACAAUAGUGUUAUUUUACCGUGG